ACACUAGCCCUCAGAAGCGCGGAGAGCGCUCCACAGAGUAGAACAUAAAAAGGGAAGGGGAUAGCCGGUAGAUAGAAUAGUUGGGAAUAAAACGUUUAUAAUAGGUUCAUAGGGCAGACAGAAGUUGGGAUAUCGCCUUCGGAGACGUUCCGGUCACCGCUGGCGGCCUGGACUUACUCCUGGUUACAAUUUAAAGCUGUUCCUUCUCACAAAGCGGCGUGCCGAGGGAGGACGCGUCUCUUUGAAUAGACAGGAUGCACGGACCGCCCUCCGGCGACAGCGCAUGCCCAUUGCGCCUCAUCAAGAGAGUGCAAUUCGGCAUCAUCAGCCCAGAUGAACUUAAACGGAUGUCAGUCACUGAAGGGGGAAUUAAGUACCCCGAAACCACUGAAGGAGGUCGUCCAAAACUUGGUGGCCUCAUGGACCCAAGACAAGGGGUCAUAGAAAGAUCUGGAAGGUGUCAGACAUGUGCAGGCAACAUGACAGAAUGCCCGGGCCACUUUGGGCACAUAGAACUGGCAAAGCCAGUUUUCCACGUCGGCUUCGUCACGAAGAUCAUGAAGGUUCUCCGAUGCGUCUGCUUCUUCUGCUCCAAACUACUAGUCGAUUCGAACAAUCCCAAGAUCAAAGACAUCCUGGUGAAAUCGAAAGGACAGCCCAGAAAGCGACUGACUCACGUCUACGAGCUUUGUAAGGGCAAAAAUAUCUGUGAAGGCGGCGAAGAGAUGGACAACAAGUUUGGCGUGGAACAGCAGGAGUCAGAGGACAUCACCAAGGAGAAGGGUCACGGGGGUUGCGGGCGCUACCAGCCGCGCAUCCGACGCUCCGGCCUGGAGCUGUACGCAGAGUGGAAGCACGUCAACGAGGACUCCCAGGAGAAGAAGAUCCUGCUGAACCCUGAGCGCGUGCACGAGAUCUUCAAGCGCAUCUCGGACGAGGAGGACGUCAUCCUCGGCAUGGACCCCAAGUUCGCCCGGCCCGAGUGGAUGAUCGUGACCGUGCUGCCCGUGCCCCCGCUGGCCGUCCGACCGGCCGUGGUCAUGCAGGGCUCAGCUCGCAACCAGGACGAUCUGACGCACAAGCUGGCCGACAUCGUCAAGAUCAACAACCAGCUGAGGAGGAACGAGCAGAGCGGCGCGGCGGCCCACGUGAUCGCAGAGGACGUCAAGCUGCUCCAGUUCCACGUCGCCACCAUGAUCGACAACGAGCUGCCGGGACUGCCCAGGGCGAUGCAAAAGUCUGGGCGCCCGCUCAAGUCCCUGAAGCAGCGGCUAAAGGGGAAGGAGGGGCGCGUCCGCGGUAACCUGAUGGGAAAGCGUGUGGACUUCUCCGCCCGAACCGUCAUCACCCCGGACCCCAACCUGCAGAUCGACCAAGUGGGCGUCCCUCGGUCCAUCGCCGCCAACAUGACCUUCCCGGAAAUCGUCACACCCUUUAACAUUGACAGGUUACAGGAGCUGGUACGGAGAGGAAACAGUCAGUACCCGGGCGCCAAGUACAUCAUCCGAGACAACGGGGACAGGAUUGACUUGCGGUUCCACCCUAAGCCGAGUGAUCUUCAUCUACAGAUUGGCUACAAGGUGGAAAGGCACAUGUGCGAUGGAGACAUCAUCAUUUUCAACAGACAGCCUACGCUACAUAAAAUGUCCAUGAUGGGGCACAGGGUGCGAAUCCUGCCCUGGUCCACCUUCCGAAUGAACCUCAGUGUGACCACUCCAUACAACGCUGACUUUGACGGGGAUGAGAUGAACCUGCAUCUCCCCCAGUCCCUGGAGACCAGGGCUGAGAUCCAGGAACUGGCCAUGGUGCCUCGUAUGAUCGUCACCCCCCAGUCCAACAGGCCCGUCAUGGGUAUCGUGCAGGACACCCUCACAGCCGUACGCAAAUUCACCAAAAGGGACGUCUUCCUAGAGCGGGGAGAGGUGAUGAACCUGCUGAUGUUCCUCUCCACGUGGGACGGCAAGGUCCCCCAGCCGGCCAUCAUCAAGCCCCGCCCCUUUUGGACGGGAAAGCAGAUCUUCAGCCUCAUCAUCCCCGGACACAUCAACGUGAUCCGGACCCACAGCACCCAUCCAGACGAGGAGGACAGCGGGCCCUACAAACACAUCUCUCCCGGGGACACCAAGGUGAUCGUGGAGAACGGCGAGCUGAUCAUGGGCAUCCUGUGCAAGAAGUCUCUGGGUACGUCGGCGGGCUCCCUGGUCCACAUCUCCUACCUGGAGAUGGGCCACGACAUCACCCGGCUGUUCUACUCCAACAUCCAGACGGUGGUCAACAACUGGCUGCUGAUUGAAGGUCACUCCAUCGGUAUCGGUGACUCCAUUGCCGACGCAAAGACUUACCUUGACAUCCAGAACACAAUCAAGAAAGCCAAACAAGAUGUGAUAGAAGUCAUCGAGAAGGCCCACAACAACGAGCUGGAGCCCACGCCCGGUAACACACUGAGGCAGACCUUCGAGAACCAGGUCAACCGAAUCCUCAACGACGCCCGUGACAAAACAGGGUCUUCUGCGCAGAAGUCUCUGUCAGAGUACAACAACUUCAAGUCCAUGGUGGUGGCCGGCUCCAAGGGGUCCAAGAUUAACAUCUCCCAGGUUAUUGCCGUGGUGGGGCAGCAGAACGUGGAGGGCAAGCGCAUCCCGUUCGGCUUCAAGCACCGCACACUGCCCCACUUCAUCAAGGAUGAUUACGGCCCUGAGAGCAGGGGCUUCGUGGAGAACUCCUACCUGGCCGGCCUGACGCCCACAGAGUUCUUCUUCCACGCCAUGGGAGGCCGAGAGGGGCUUAUCGACACAGCCGUGAAGACAGCCGAGACUGGUUACAUCCAGCGUCGUCUGAUCAAGUCCAUGGAGUCGGUGAUGGUGAAGUACGACGCCACGGUGCGUAACUCCAUCAACCAGGUGGUGCAGCUGCGUUACGGCGAGGACGGGCUGGCCGGAGAGGCGGUGGAGUUCCAGAACAUGGCCACGCUCAAGCCCUCCAACAAGGCCUUCGAGAAGAAGUUCAGGUUUGACUGCACCAACGAGCGGGCGCUGCGGCGCACCCUGCAGGAGGACGUGGUGAAGGACGUGCUGACCAACGCCAACGUGCAGGGCUGCCUCGAGAGGGAGUACGAGAAGAUGAAGGAGGACCGUGAAAUCCUCCGUGCAAUCUUCCCCACCGGGGACAGCAAGGUGGUGCUGCCAUGCAACCUGGCCAGAAUGAUCUGGAACGCCCAGAAGAUCUUCAGAAUCAACCCCCGGAUACCCACAGACCUCAAUCCACUCCGCGUGGUCGAGGGUGUCCGCGAGCUCAGCAAGAAGCUGGUGAUCGUGAACGGCGAGGACCACCUGAGUAAACAGGCCCAGGAGAACGCCACGCUGCUCUUCAACAUCCACCUGCGCUCCACGCUCUGCUCCAAGCGCAUGACGGAGGAGUUCCGCCUGUCCACCGAGGCCUACGACUGGCUGCUCGGGGAGAUCGAGACCCGCUUCAACCAGUCCAUCACACACCCCGGUGAGAUGGUGGGAGCCCUGGCCGCCCAGUCCCUGGGAGAGCCCGCCACGCAGAUGACGCUCAACACCUUCCAUUACGCCGGAGUGUCGGCCAAGAACGUCACUCUGGGUGUGCCCCGUCUCAAGGAGUUGAUCAACAUCUCAAAGAGGCCCAAGACGCCCUCGCUCACGGUGUUCCUGCUGGGGCAGGCGUCGCGCGAUGCCGAGCGGGCCAAGGACAUCCUGUGUCGACUGGAGCACACGACCUUGCGCAAGGUGACGGCCAACACCGCCAUCUACUACGACCCCAACCCCCAAAGCACGGUGGUGACCGAGGACCAGGAGUGGGUCAACGUCUACUAUGAGAUGCCCGACUUUGACGUCACCCGUAUCUCCCCCUGGCUGCUGCGCAUCGAGCUCGACCGCAAGCACAUGACUGAUCGCAAGCUGACCAUGGAGCAGAUCGCCGAGAAGAUCAACGCUGGUUUCGGAGAUGACCUGAACUGUAUCUUCAAUGACGACAACGCUGAGAAGCUGGUUCUGCGGAUCAGGAUCAUGAACAGCGACGAGAACAAGUUCCAUGAGGACGAAGAGGUGGUGGACAAAAUGGACGACGACGUCUUCCUGAGGUGCAUUGAGUCCAACAUGCUGACGGACAUGACCCUACAGGGCAUCGAGCAGAUCAGCAAGGUGUACAUGCACUUGCCCCAGACGGACAACAAGAAGAAGAUCAUCAUCACAGAGGAGGGCGAGUUCAAGGCUCUGCAGGAGUGGAUCCUGGAAACAGACGGCGUGGGCCUCAUGCGGGUCCUCAGCGAGAAGGACGUGGACCCCGUCCGGACCACCUCCAACGACAUCGUGGAGAUCUUCACGGUACUCGGUAUCGAGGCCGUCCGAAAGGCCUUGGAGCGCGAGUUGUACCACGUGAUCUCCUUUGACGGCUCCUACGUCAACUACCGCCAUCUGGCCCCUUGUGACACCAUGACCAGCAGGGGCCACUUGAUGGCCAUCACACGUCAUGGCAUCAACAGGCAGGACACCGGCCCGCUCAUGAAGUGCUCCUUUGAGGAGACGGUGGACGUCCUGAUGGAGGCGGCGUCCCACGGGGAGAACGACCCCAUGAAGGGCGUGUCCGAGAACAUCAUGCUGGGCCAGCUUGCGCCGUGCGGCACGGGCUGCUUUGACCUGCUGCUGGAUGCGGAGAAGUGCAAAUACGGCAUGGAGAUCCCAACCAACAUCCCCGGCAUCAGCGUGGCUGGACCUACUGGAAUGUUCUUCGGCUCAGCACCCAGCCCCAUGAGUGGCAUGUCCCCCGCCAUGACCCCAUGGAACACGGGCGCCACCCCGGCCUACGGCGCGUGGUCCCCCAGUGUCGGAAGCGGCAUGACUCCCGGGGCCGCGGGCUUCUCGCCCAGCGCCGCGUCCGAUGCCAGUGGCUUCUCUCCGGGCUACUCGCCAGCCUGGUCCCCGACCCCUGGAUCUCCAGGCUCUCCGGGUCCAGCCAGCCCCUACAUCCCCUCUCCAGGUGGGGCCAUGUCCCCCAACUACUCGCCCACCUCCCCGGCCUACGAGCCACGCUCCCCGGGUGGGUACACCCCGCAGAGCCCCGGCUACUCCCCCACGUCCCCCUCCUACUCCCCCACAUCCCCCUCCUACUCCCCCACCAGCCCCAACUACAGCCCCACCUCGCCCUCCUACUCCCCCACCUCGCCCUCCUACUCCCCCACCUCGCCCUCCUACUCCCCCACCUCCCCUUCCUACUCCCCCACCUCCCCCUCCUACUCCCCCACCUCCCCCUCUUACUCCCCCACCUCCCCGUCCUACUCCCCCACCUCUCCCAGCUACAGCCCGACCUCGCCUAGCUACUCCCCCACCUCACCAAGCUACUCCCCCACCUCCCCCUCCUACUCCCCCACAUCCCCGUCUUACUCCCCCACCUCCCCCUCGUAUUCCCCCACCUCGCCCUCCUACUCGCCCACCUCCCCCUCCUACUCCCCCACCUCGCCCAGCUACAGCCCCACCUCUCCAAACUACACUCCCACCUCCCCCUCCUACUCGCCCACCUCCCCCUCCUACUCCCCCACCUCGCCGUCCUACUCCCCGACGUCGCCCAACUACACACCCACCAGCCCCAACUACUCCCCCACCUCCCCGUCCUACUCCCCCACCUCGCCCUCCUACUCUCCCUCCAGCCCCCGCUUCACACCCCAGUCCCCCACCUACACCCCCAGCUCCCCGUCCUACAGCCCCAGCUCGCCCUCCUACUCCCCCACCUCCCCCAAGUACACCCCCACCUCGCCCUCCUACAGCCCCAGCUCCCCCGAGUACACCCCCACCUCCCCCAAGUACUCCCCCACCUCCCCCAAGUACUCCCCCACCUCUCCCACCUACUCCCCGACCACGCCCAAGUACAGCCCCACCUCGCCCACCUACUCGCCCACCUCUCCCACCUACACCCCCACCUCGCCCAAGUACUCCCCCACCUCGCCCACCUACUCCCCCACCUCGCCCAAGUAUUCGCCCACCUCGCCCACCUACUCGCCCACCAGCCCCAAGGGCUCCACCUACAGCCCCACCUCCCCCGGCUACAGCCCCACGUCGCCCACCUACAGUCCGGCCAUCAGCCCGGACGACAGCGACGAGGAGAACAACUGAGGCGCCUCACGGGAGGAGGAGGAGGUGCGCCGGCCUAUAGGGGACCCCACCACUCCUGCGCCAGCGGCCCCCUUGCCCCACCUCGAGGUGGACAACUGAAGGAAAGAAUAACGCCUUUUUAAAACCAACACCAACAACCUGGGGCGGGGAGACCGAGGGGCUUAAAUCACGACCACACAAGAGCCAGAGGAUACAUUUCUGGUUCCUUGC
Molecule: messenger RNA, 6338 nt
Organism: Gadus chalcogrammus (walleye pollock)
Lineage: Eukaryota; Metazoa; Chordata; Actinopteri; Gadiformes; Gadidae
Gene: polr2a
Product: RNA polymerase II subunit A
Biological process (GO): transcription by RNA polymerase II
Cellular component (GO): RNA polymerase II, core complex
Molecular function (GO): DNA binding
Source: RefSeq, a predicted model, not a curated record